AAAGGGUGCAAGCCUUUUUAAGAGUGUAGGUCGGGCGCCAGCUAAGAUAUAUGGUAUCGCCAAAAUGUGGCUCUGCCAUCAAUUAUUUUGUGUGAUAAUUAUUGUAAGUCUCGUGCGUAUGCGGUCGAAAGCAUUGCACGUGAAUCGAAUGGCCCGCGCUGUGUGUUGUGGUUCUACGAUCCUACAAAUGCCGACACGGGGUUCGUGCAUAAUGUUAUUGCUAGCAUAUCUGGCUCCACGUCAGAGUUAAAUCCUACAAAGAAGCGUUACGAAAGUACCAACGAGUGCAGAAACGUGACAAAUUUGAAAGGAGGGAUUUUAUGAAGGAACUUCUAAGCUUCGUCCAUGAAUUAUUGGAACCCCCGCAUUAAAAAAGAAAAAGAAAAUUGGUGGGUGGAUGGAUGGAUGGAAGGUAGGAGCGUCCCCUUUGAAACGGGGUGAUGGCAGAGCUGGUGAUGAUCGAGUGCCUGCGAUGGCAGCGCCACUAUAGUAAUUUCUCUAUGCAGCUAUACGAAACAACGGCGAAGAGUUUGCUUGUGCGUUGUUAAAAGCCCUGCUUCGGUGCGGGUUGUGGUCUGCGCAAACUGAUGGGUCGGCGGCGGCGGCGGCACGUAAUCGCCCUCAAACGCACGGCUCAGCAAAAUUGAUCCUCAUGUUUCCGUGUCGGACAAGACGAGUGUGUUGGGGCGCCCGGAAACGAAACCCUGAUCGUGCGUGACUCCUGGGAGGGGAACACAGCGAGGCCGUGUUCGAACUGUCGGGUUGGUAGAAAGUCCCCCUUCGCUACGCGACCAACGCGACGACGCCACUAGACUCGCCUUCGACGCGCCGCCCCAAGAGGCGACGAUGCGAGGACACCUUCGUGCCGUGACGACGGUCCACCGGUAGCGUGACACCUUUGAGUUGGCGGCUGCAACGGUGGCAGUGACGGCGGCAAUAUGCAGUCGUGGAGGUGGCAUGUCAUCCUCCUGCAGAUCAUGCUUCUCCUCGUCCUGCUGGCGUUGCUUGCAGUGGCCGAUUGCAGCUGGGAUGACCUGACGGAGGACACGCUUCACUAUGAAGGCAAUUACACUACGAGGGCCUUCAAGAACACCUUCAAGGAUGGGGAGAUCGCUCCUUACAAGUGUCAAAAUGGCUACACCGUCUCCGGCCUGUAUUCAGGACCCCACGUACCGAAUGCCACCUGCCGCGGCGACAAAUGGGAGUAUGAUUCAAGGAAUCUGGUGUGCAAGGCUGUAAGUUGCGGUCAUCCGUGCCCGGGUGGUUCCUGUCGAAAUGGGGCAGUCAACCCACCCGUGUUUAACUUCCCUAAUUUUGUGAACUUCACCUGCAACCCGGGCUACCACUUGGUGACGCACGACGACCAAAAGUGGGAUCCAAGCUACCAAGUCUACUGCACGUCUAGUGGCAGAUGGAGCCGUCAGGCGCCCAAGUGUGUAGAGGUGGUGUGCCCACAGCCCACUCCCAUUGCCAAUGGCCAGGUCAGCCCAUCGAUGCCAAUCUUUCGAGAAAACGACGUGAUCCAGUACACCUGCGAUCAGCCCUACACGCUGCGUGGGGAUGCUACACGCAGAUGCCAGAACGAUGCCACAUGGUCUGGCAAUGAGCCAGUUUGUGAGAGUCGUCGAAAACAUGUGGAUUAUUGGACUCCAAAUGUGAUUGAUGAGCGUUGCCCGGCACCAAAGCUGCCAUUUGGAGAAAUUAAAACCAACGGUGAUUACGGGGUCGGGGCCCACGUCAUCUACGUCUGCGAUGACGGCAAGCGAGGGGCUGCCCGGUGCGGCGAAGACCUCAAGUGGAGUCCAGAUCCACCGGGUUGCACGGACACAAAGCAAAAACCAACACCAGCACCACCAGCGCCAUCGCCUCCACCCCGUCCUCCGCCAACUACAACUGCUAGUACACCUUUACCAGCAACACCUCCCGGUGCGACGACGUGUCCGAGGCCCGGCUCCAUAGUCAACGGCGCCGUCGACGUGCCACCGGGCACGCUCGGCGUGAAUGCCAAGAUCCGGUACCGGUGCGACGCGGGCUACACGUUGGUCGGAGUGGCGGAGCGCGUCUGCCAGGGUGACGGCUCGUGGUCGAACUCGGAGCCCGUCUGCCAGGCCGCUCCGCCUUCAACGACGUGCUCGGCUCCCCCACCCAUAGCGAACGGCGCCGUCGAUGUACCUCAAGGCACUUUAGGCGUGAACAGCAGGGUUCAGUACAGGUGCGACGCUGGCUACACGUUGGUUGGAACAUCCGAGCGCGUCUGCCUGAGUGACGGCUCGUGGUCCGGUGCGGAGCCAGUGUGCCAGGCUAUUGUUGCAACAACUUGCCCAACGCCCGCUUCCAUAACCAACGGUGCCGUCGACGUACCUCCGGGAACACUGGGCGUGAACACGAAAGUCCGGUACCAGUGCAACGCAGGGUACAUGCUGGUCGGAGUGACGGAGCGCGUCUGCCAAAUGGACGGCUCGUGGUCGGGUGUGGAGCCGUAUUGUCAGGCCACUGGACAACCUCCGCAACCUCCGCAACCGCCAGCGGCACCUACAACAUCACAAAGCCCGAUGCCAGAUGCUCAUCCACCGGGGGGCGACGAGAAGCCGUCCGACAGCAGCAGCGGCGAGGCACAGACGACGUCAUGGGUGUUGCUGUCGCUGGUGGGCGUGCUCGUGUUGGCGGGCGCGGUGGUCCUCUACAUGUUCUACCUGUCGAGAUCGGGCGGCGACGACGACGCGAUGGCGUUGAUGGACCGUCAAGGGGUGGAGACCAAGUCGGGGGUGAUUCCAUGACGACCGAAGCUGUGCCGGCGUGCCUCUGCGUGCGAAGUGCUAGGGCUAAUUAAAUACCGCCUGCCACCGCGUACGCCGCUGACAGAACAGUUGCGAGCGACGGAGGCAAACUCGCGGCUGCUGUGCGCCAUGCGGGCCGCUACGGAGUCCGUAAACUGGAAGGCAGCUGAGAAGUUUGGUUCCGGACCAGGCUUCUGCGUAACUCCAGUUACCUAAUGAACGUUUUUUUAUUGCCACGCACCACUUAUUAGAGAUAGAUCACGAAUUGCCACGCACCACUUAUUAGAGAUAGAUCACGAUUCGUUCUUCUUUUCUUUUUGAACGUUGGAUUACCGCCAGACAAGCACGGCGUUUUCGUUAAUAUACUACUACGGGCCAAUGUGUUUAGUUUGCAGUCUUCGAAAUAUUGAUUCAUUGGAAUGCGAGGGCUGCUUUUCCCCCUCUUGUUGCGAAGUUUCGUUUAUAGUGACAGGUAAGUAAAAUAGCAAGAAGAAAUGUCGCAAAGCGUGCAAAUCUUAAAUGCGUUAGGUGUACGAUUUCCGCACCAACAGGUUUAAUUGUUUAUGUUGCGGAUGCUCUCGCAAAGUCUUGCCUUUGGUGUAUGUUCAUUGAUGUUAGCAAAGGACGCUAUUUCUAGAAUCUUAAAAAUAGGUAUUGUGGCGCAUAUAUACAGAGAUGCGAGCGGAAGCCCUGCUAUAACGUUCCUGUUGCUGCCUUCAGAGGCUGCGUAUUAUUGGCAGUGAGAAUUGGAAAGAAGUUUCCAUUAUUUCUCAGCAUAUGUUUACCUUUCAAGACGCCAUCACUUGUGCCUGCAUGCAAUGAACGUGCUCACGGAAAAAGUUUUACGCUGGGCAUCUCGCUUUGGCUGUUCAAGAGACACUCGAACUAUUUCCCAAAGUUGUUCCUGUAAGCUGCCGUUUACUGUAAAAAUACAAGUGCGCUUGUUUUGUGUC
This is a messenger RNA of Dermacentor andersoni, 3730 nucleotides long. RefSeq names its product P-selectin-like. Gene Ontology annotation, biological process: response to bacterium; complement activation. Gene Ontology annotation, cellular component: extracellular exosome. Lineage: Eukaryota; Metazoa; Arthropoda; Arachnida; Ixodida; Ixodidae. The record is from RefSeq and is a predicted model, not a curated record.